Molecule: messenger RNA, 2111 nt
Organism: Caenorhabditis elegans
Lineage: Eukaryota; Metazoa; Nematoda; Chromadorea; Rhabditida; Rhabditidae
Gene: ztf-6
Product: Zinc finger protein ztf-6
Exons: 6
Coding region: 65-1507 (480 amino acids)
Biological process (GO): positive regulation of transcription by RNA polymerase II
Source: RefSeq, marked reviewed
CCAAAAAUUAGACUAGAAUACCAUCAACCACCACCUACACCACCAUCACCAUCAUCAAGAACAAAUGGGACCGGAUACGACGUCGGAACGUGUUAGCGAGGAUCUUAUGCAGGCUGUCACAUGUCUGAAACGUGUGAUGGUCGGUAUGAAGAGCAAUGGGACAGAUUAUGUUCAGGAACAGACUCCCUCCAACAGCACUACCGUAAUAUGCACACUUGUCAAAAUCACCGGAGCACUGGAACGAUGCAUCGAGAGCAAUAAAGCGAUGAAUGAUGUGCUCAACGGGAAAAUGAAAUGUACAACAUGUGGCGCAACAUCUGUCGGCCUUCUCUCGGAUUGUCAUGACAGUGCGACAAGCACAACGACUACCGUAUCACACAGAUCAUCAGAAGAGCCACCGCGCCGAAAACCGUCUGCCGCCGGCGGCGAUCACGAUGACGAAGAGCUCGAGUGCUCGUCCAUCGAAUCACGAAGCAUCCGAUCCGUGAGCAGUUCAGUACACACUAGCGCCGAGGAUGAUGAGACGAAUCAGACGAUGAUGGUACCGACGGAUGUAGCCGAUGUGAUCAAUGCGAUUGUGGCAGGAACGAACGGCUCCAGCAACUCCAACACCACCAGCUCCUCGAAAUCCCCUCAGGAAGAGGAAGAAGAGCAUGAUCUUGUGAUGAAGUCGAUCCUGUCGACGACAACGUCCACGUCGAAUACAAAGCUGGAAUUGAGUGAAAAACUGGAGAAUCCACUCCAAGACACUGCUCUGCUCGAUCAAUUCCUUCAGGCAUCGCUUCUAGGCCAGACGCCUACAGUCACGCCUGCAUCGGAAGAGAAUGAGGAGGAUAAGGAGCAGAAUGCGGUGCUGACCAGCUUUUUGCAGAUUCUGUUCGCCAACCAACAAGCCGGCAAUGCGAUCCUCGACGCGGGCUCCAGUGAAAAUGACGGAUCCACGUCAUCAUCCCAACCAUCACCACCAGCCGAUCCAACAGCCUCACUUGACUCGCUGGCAAUGUUCGAAUCACUUUUAGCCGAGUCGAUGAACGGGAAUGUGCUCGAUGCGAAUACCUCGUCAGCUGACCAGAAAGCGGCGGCUCGCAAGCGAAAGAGCACACCGAUGAAGGUUCCGAAGUCGGAAAAUGGUGCUGGAUAUAUUUGUCCGAUGGAUGGAUGUAAUAAGGUGUUCAAGGAGAAAGGAUCAGUGCAUCGACAUUUUGUUACGCAUAUUGGAAUGCGUUUUAAUUGUGACAAAUGCAAGGCCUCGUACACCCAAAAGCAUGCUCUAAUGCUCCAUCAGAAGAUUCAUGCCAAUCCGGACGCCUAUCAGUGUAGAGGAUGCGGUACCAAUUAUACAACACAAAAUGGUCUUCGAUUGCAUAGACAGAGAAAUCCAGCAUGCAUGGAAGUGAGCAACGCCCUUGAAUUCAACACCUCCCUGAAUACCUCAAUUAGUGAAGCGCUGUCUGGCCCGCUGAGCAAAAACUCGUCGCCCACGAAGCAAAUGGUCUCGGCUCCGUGAAAAGUUUUUUUUUUUUUCGUUGCUUUCCCCCUUUUUAGACCUCAAAUAUUCCUGUACUCUCCGAUACGCGUGCAAUUUUUAUCUCAAACAGACCCACCAAAAGCCCCACCCAAUUUAUUAGUGAAAAAAGGUUUUAAUAAUUAAAAUAAUUAUUAUUUUAUAUCGAGAAAUCAGAUAAGUUUUAUUAUCGAUUUAUUGAUUUUUUUUCCUGUCUUUGUGUGUUAUUUCCUGUCUCUAUCCUUGAUUUUAUUACGCAAAUUUUUUUGUUUGGAAAUUUUUUUAUUAUUUCUAUAUGCAUCUAAUUUCACUUGUUCUUUUACAUACAAUUCGAAAAUCAUAAUAAUUUUUUUUUCUCGCAAAAAUCUCUGAAAAUCAUCCUUUGCAUUUUACACCCCUCCCCACUCAAAACCGUCAUAAUUUAAUUCCCCACUUUUUUUAUGGAUCGAUACUUUUUAUGGCAAUAAUUUUUUGUUUUUUGUACUUUUUUUUGGACUUUUUUGUCCAAAAUUACCCUCUUUUUUGGUGCUUAAACCCCCACCCAAAUAUUCGUUUUUUUUGCUCCCUUACACACACCGAAUGCCUUUACAAUAAAAGACUUGUAUUU